AUGAAGUUUCACGCCUCGUUUCCGUUGUUCGCAGCUGUUGCUGCGGCACAGUCAUUGAUCGAAAGCUCCAGCUUUGGCUGGGGUCAAACUACAUCGCCGAAUAAGGACUCUAUUCCCGGAUGGCAGGUUGGAGGAGAAGGGCAUAUGCCCCAGAUUCUUUCGAACAAAGUGAUCCUGACACCUCCGUACCCGGGGAAUAUGAGAGGAUACGCUUGGGCGCAGACUCCCGUGUCUCAGCAGGAGUGGGAGGCCGAAUUCCAGUUCCGCGCCAGUGGUAUCGAGAGGGGAGGGGGCAACCUCCAGCUAUGGUAUGCAAAGGAUGGACAAAGCAAAAUCGGCACCUCUAGCAUCUACACCGUGGGCCAAUUUGACGGACUGGCUCUUGUCAUUGACACCCAUGGCGGCAGAGGUGGCAGCAUUCGCGGAUUCCUCAACGACGGCACGACAGACUACAAAAGCCACAAGAGUGUAGACACCCUGGCGUUCGGUCACUGCGACUACCCUUACCGCAACCUGGGACGUCCUUCCGUCCUCCGUGUCAAGCAUACCUCUUCUGUUCUUCAAGUCGCGCUCCCGGCUGGUAACAACUUCGGUCUCACGGCCGCGACCCCCGAGAACCCCGACUCUUUCGAGGUCUUCAAGUUCAUCCUGCAGACCAGCUCCGGUGGAUCCGCUCUUCCUCCCCCAGUGCAGCAGCAAAACAACAACCAGCGGCCCAUCGGCCUUGGCAAGCCCCAGCAACCACCACCGCGCGCCCAGAUCCCACCCACCAACCCCCCGCCCUCGUCGAUCGACCAGCAAUUCGCGGAUCUCGGAUCUCGUCUCCAACUGAUCAACCACGCCACCGGCAACAUCCUCCGCGAGCUCGGCAACCAAGCCAACCGAGCCGACAACCGCCAGGCGGAGCUAUUCCAGCGUGUCGCCGGCAAAGACGAGGUCGCGCAACUAGACUCCCGACUCCGGAAAAUCGAGGACGCCUUACAGAGGAUCCAGAAGGACCUGGAGGGUCGCGACUAUCGGGACCGCUUCAACCAGCUGCAGGACACGCUCCGUUCCUCGCAUGCUACCUUGACCGAGAGCUUGCAAGGCCACGUCUUCAACGUGAUCACCGCCUCCACUCCCCGCAUGGGCUUCUUCAUCUUCCUCAUCAUCGCUUUCCAGAUCGUCCUCGCUGUCUCGUACAUCAUAUACAAGCGUCGGCGCGCCAACAUGCCCAAGAAAUUCCUCUAA
Molecule: messenger RNA, 1230 nt
Organism: Aspergillus affinis
Lineage: Eukaryota; Fungi; Ascomycota; Eurotiomycetes; Eurotiales; Aspergillaceae
Product: putative lectin family integral membrane protein
Exons: 7
Coding region: 1-1230 (409 amino acids)
Biological process (GO): endoplasmic reticulum to Golgi vesicle-mediated transport; Golgi organization; endoplasmic reticulum organization
Cellular component (GO): endoplasmic reticulum-Golgi intermediate compartment; COPII-coated ER to Golgi transport vesicle; Golgi membrane
Molecular function (GO): D-mannose binding
Source: RefSeq, a predicted model, not a curated record